This is a messenger RNA of Macaca mulatta (Rhesus monkey), 2205 nucleotides long. Lineage: Eukaryota; Metazoa; Chordata; Mammalia; Primates; Cercopithecidae. The record is from RefSeq and is a predicted model, not a curated record.
GUAAGAUGAGCCAUUGGACACGUGAGCCUGAUGCCAUCCCAGACACCUGCUGUGCCCCAAAUGCGCUGGGCCAACUGGGUAUAUGUACGCAGGGCGAAGGUAGGUUCCUCUCCAAGAAGGCUCAACUACAGGGUUUCCAGGAGCCUUGAACAGAGCACAGGUGAAGAGAGGAUGGGUUAUGCAGGCGCCGGCCACACAGCUGUUCCCAGGGACCCUUUAGGAGCGCUUGUACCGGCCACAGGAAACAGCAAAGGAACGGCAGCUGAAUCAGGAAAAGGGGGGACAUGGAUGCAGCUGGAAACCAUCAUUCUCAGCAAACUAUCGCAAGAACAGAAAACCAAACACCACAUGUUCUCACUCAUGGGUGGGAACUGAACAAUGAGAUCACUUGGACUCAGGAAGGGGAACAUCACACACCGGGGCCUAUUAUGGGGAGGAGGGAGGGGGGAGGGAUUGCACUGGGAGUUAUACCUGAUGUAAAUGACGAGUUGAUGGGUGCUGACGAGUUGAUGGGUGCAGCACACCAACAUGGCACAAGUAUACAUAUGUAACAAACCUGCACGUUAUGCACAUGUACCCUAGAACUUAAAGUAUAAUAAUAAAAAAAAAAUCACAAAGAACUUUAUAUGUACAUUAUAUAAAAGUGAGUUAGGUUAAUGAUGUGGUUACAAUUCCAUGGCUAUUUAAUGAUUAAAUAUUAGACGUUCUUCUUGAUCUCAAGCACUUAGAGCCCAGAAGAGAAGUCACACAUAAAACCCAUGUAGUACAGUUUCUCUUGCGCUGUUUCAAACAAAAAGGUUGACUGCUAUACAGCAUCAGAAAUCCUUCAGAAGGAACAUAGUAAAAGAAUAUUGCGUAAAACAGGACUUUAAAACUUAACAUUGCAUAUACCUUACAAAUGUUGUUGAAAAUGUUAAACAUUGUAUUACAUGAUGUCCUCCUUAGGAUUUUAGUGCUAUAUAUAGAUUUGCCUGUCUUGGAUAGAAAAGAGAGAACAUUUUCCUCUUUUUUAUGAAUCUGUGAAUUUUAUAACUGCUCUUUUUUUUCCUCUCUGUGUUAAUUUCUAGAAAGUAAAGAGUCAAUAUGAGUAGCAAGUUCGGGGGGACCUUACAGAAGAAAGUAAAGAUACUUUAUCAUAGACUUCCCCAGUUUAAUUUAAUCUGAACCAGACGCCACACGCCUAACAGUCCAUGCAACAAGCCAUGGCUACUUCAGUUCCGUGGGCAGUGCUCACACGGGCCUCCAUGUGUCCACACAGGACACAGCUUGCAAUCCAAUCUGCCUUAUUCUUAGAGGCAUUCUCUUGUUUUCAGAUCUGUCCCUGUCCACCCUCUGCACAUAGCUUUGCUUUAGUUUCCCUGUCCACCAUCUACACAUAGCUUUGCUUCUGUUUCCCUGUCCACCCUAUGCACAUAGCUUUGCUUCACUUACUUUGGCUUUGAUCUGUAACAGUUUUGAGACAUCUGGUCCCUCUCACCCUUUAGCGUAUUCCACUCUUAGCUGCCAGGCCCAGCCACACACAAGGGGAUGUUUGCUGAGGUGAGACAGGGAGCAGCUCUUUUAAGUUUCCCUUCAAAUUGUCGCUGUAAAUGGAGUCAUGGAAUCAUAGAACCAUGAUUCUAUGUUUCAAUGGAAGCCAGUUUAACUUCUUAAAUAAUGAAUGAUCAGGCACAAUUUGUGAUAUAACUCAAAGAAAACAUUUAUUACUGGGAUAUGGAGCCAAACAAUUUGAGGCAAAUAUUUAUUUCUUCCAUAGGUACAUACUAUUAUGUAUGCUAUUUAUAGGGGAUCGAAAGUGUGUCCUUGAUCCUUGAGUGUGUUUGCUGGAAAGAAUGAGUCAUCCCCAAGGAAAGAUCUUUCAAGGAAAUGACAGAUUCAUGCUUGCCAUAUGAAUAAACUUCCUACAAGUUUCUAUCUCUCUAUCAUCUAUAAAUAACACUUUCCCCACUUAAUGUCAGACAUCCUACAAAUUUUUAAAUGAACUUGUAUAUUCUUUAUUGACAUUGUCUCAUCAGAAUAAAGAUAAGUUUUUACCCAUAUACAACUCAAUAUCUGGUACACUUUAUCUGUAAAUCAAGUGUUUGUUAAGAAACCCAGAUUGAGUUCAAUCAUCUUGAUUGCUUUGCUUGACCUUCUCCAGUUUUCUGAAGACAGGUUUGUGAAGUGAAGAAUUUGCAAUAAAAUGGUCAAUAUGUAAGUAUCUAU